AUGAGCAUUCCACAUAUGUUUAAAUGGAAUUGGAAGAAGUCUUCUGAUAUUACCGCUAUCAAGAAGAAGAAACCAACAAAACGUGUGAACAUUGUUAACAACCAGAGAGAUAAUAUAAUUCUAGAUAUGGAUGACACUUUAAAUACAAUGCCAAACGAAGGAACUAUUCAACAUUGGCCACUUACUUCCAAUCAAGCCUCCAAUUUUUCAUUACCAACCAUUAAUUUUGUACCAUUGGAAGAACCAACACAAAAUGAAACCUUUUCAUAUUUGGCUCUUCUUACACAACCCUCUCCUCCAAAAAUUAAUUAUCAAUGUGGAAGAGUAAUGGUUUCUAAUAACAAUAUGUGGAAUACUGAUAAUGAUACAACAUACUGUCUUUCUGAUAAUGAAUCUAAAGCCUUAAUGGAAAGAAUUCAAUUUUUUAUCACACCAAAUGGUGGUGAAGACACAUUCAACAUUAAAUUGUCACCAGCCUCUCCUAAAUAUAACCACACAAGAGUCAAGGAAGCCAAGACAUUAAUAGAAAGAAGUGUGGUAGCAAGAAUGAAUCCUGAUUCAGCAAGAAAUGUAACUUGGAGACAGAAUUUAUGUUUUACACUUCCAUUUGGUCCAAUUUCAGAUUUAUUCUUCUCUCAGUUAACUCAAUCCAAACCAUCAUCUGUUAAACUUACAUCUAAGUAUUACUAUAUGGAAGGCAAAUCCUCUAAAGGUUUGAAACUUGAUACAAAAGUGUAUGUAUGGGAUGAAGAUAAUAUGCCAAGUUUAAAAUCUGAACAUUGGUUUUUGAAAAAGUGGAAUGGGAAGAAUGAUACGUUUCGAGCUAGAUGUAUUCAGUUUACUUUAACUUACAGGCCUCAACUCGACAUUAUUCGUGUUGAAUUUAAAUAUACAACUCAAAAGUGGAACAAUAUUCUACAAGCUUGGCAAGAUAUGUAA
Naegleria gruberi is the source of this 939-nucleotide messenger RNA. RefSeq lists its product as uncharacterized. Bases 1 to 939 code for a protein of 312 amino acids. Lineage: Eukaryota; Heterolobosea; Eutetramitea; Acrasida; Naegleriidae. The record is from RefSeq and is a predicted model, not a curated record. The transcript is spliced from 4 exons.